UCGUAAACAACACACAGCGGAAGAAAGCCCUUUAACGCAGUUUUCAUAUGUAAGCUUCUGCUUAAGUUGCUAUAACUUUCAUUAGAGGCGAACAAGCGAAAGUAACUCACGUUCACUAAAACCUAUAACGUUUUCGCUGACAAAUUCUGAAAAUAGCAAUAACUUUGGGUUUAUAACGUAACGUUAAGCUAGCUAUCGUGUUGCUGUAACGUUAGCUUUCGCCUGACAUUCAUUAUGCUCUAAGUUAACGUUAUGCAAUAAAUGAGAGUUAAACAACCUGUCAGGUAAGUUAAGUUAAGCGGUGUCGACCGUGUAGUCAGCGCUACAAUGGAUCGCUACAACGAGGUGAAGCUUCUGCUGAAAAGCUGGGAGCAGGGGUUUGUCAAACAGCACCAGAAGAAACCAAACAAGGAGGACAUUGAUCAGGCUCCAGAGGAGACGAGGAAGCUGUAUAAAGAGUACCGCAGUUUGAAACAAGCCAAGGAAAACACCAGCCGUGAUGCAGCCAGCGGACACACUGAACAGUCCAUAUCUGCAGCUGAGGUCAACACCACCCAGAAGGAGUCGGACUGUUGGGGAGCCCAUCUGAACCGCAGUGCACAGCCUGCAUCUUCUCCCAGACUGACACCCCAGGAGAGAGACAGUCUGCAGGCCUCUGCCCAAUACUAUGGCCUAAAGCUUAAAAACAACCUGGCUACACUCAGUAAGGAGAGACCUAUCUCACUGAAGAAAUCGUUUGUUCCCUGUCGAGUGCCUCUAAACUCCUUGAAAGAUGGACAAACUUACCAGACAAAUAGCCCCUUUGCUGCGGCUACUAAGACCACUUCCAGUGACCCUGAAUCCAGCCCUUUCUCACCAAGAAGAGUAAAGACUUGCCUGGGACUUUCUUCAAAGACACUCCAACCAGUGGAGGCUGAAGAGCCAUUUGAGCCAUUUGUCAGAGAGUCUUGCGAAGAACAUGCAAGUGCUGCCAGUAGUAUUAGUAGUUAUAAUAGCAGUAAGGGUAGUACUAGUAAAGUUAUUAGUUCACAAAAUCAAAGUGUCUCUAGUCUAGCUUCCUCUCCAGCCAGAUCUUCUGCUCUGUUGUCGUCGUUAUCUUCUCCAUGUAGUGUAGGACCUUCAAGAAGAGAUUUAGGAGCCAUAGGAAAGUUAAAUGAAGACAUAGGAGCUUCAGGAGAUGGGGAAGAAAAUGUUGCAACAUUAGGAACUGCACAUGGGGGUAUUGGUUCUGCAGUUGUUGGAACUUUGACUGGCUUGAGAGGAAGCCCAAAGUGUCUUGGAGGUUUCAGAGAAGGGAUGGGAGGUGGAGGCACGGGAGGGAAACCCUCCCCUGCCAGCAGACUGAGUUUUAUUGACACAAAGUGGCUAGAGAGGUGCCAGGUGUUUGGAGAGAUGGGGGCUGAGCUGAGACCUGGAGCAGGAAACCAGGAGAUAGAUUUGGAGAAAAGAGGAGAGAGAGAAAGGACAAAAGAAACAGAAGGAAAAAUACAAGAAGAUGAAAGAGUUAGAAAAGAAGAAAUGGAUGCAGAGGGAGAAAGAAGAGAGGCAGACUCAGGAAGAGAUAAAGUGAUUAAAAGCAGUACUAGAGAUAAAAUAGUCAGCAAUAGUACAACGAAACCUGCUCUAGAACACAAUGCAACAAGCAAAGGAGGAGGGGGAGAAAAAGUGAAAAUGAAGGGAGGUGGGGAGAUUGAAGGAGGCUGGACACCGCCUUUAUCGCCAGAAGACGACAAUGAGACUAGUCACAUAUCCAAAGGUACAAAGAAGAGAGGGAGGAAAAGGCAGAGAGAGGGUGAGAAUGUGGAGGGAGAGACGCCAGAGGAGGGAGGAGUGAAGAAGAGGCGUAGGAAUGCCAAAAAGAAAGAGGACAGCUCUGAUGUAAAGCCCAGCCCAGCUCAAGGAGGAAAGAGAAGGAGAGCAAAGAAAAAGGGAGAUGAAGAGGAAGAAGAGAAAGAAACCAAGGUACCGAAAAAGGUUCCCCAGGAGAACCUGUUAGGAGAAAUAGAGGAGGAAUUUGGAACUAAGAGAAUGUGUCACACUCAGUCUGCCAGAGCCAGAGGUAUGAAAGGCCCAGAGGGCAACUUUGUGAAGAUAAAUCUGAAGAAGAAAUCUCAUGUCAAAGGGUAUGCACUGAGAGGUGUUGGUCUACGCAAACAGUUGUACAUGCAGAAGUUCCAGCUAAAAGGUGAACGUUUUGGGGGAGGUGGUGGAUACUUUGGCAGAGGAAGGAGGGGUGGAUUCAGAGGGGGUUUUAAUCGCCAGGGUGACACCUGCUACAAGUGUGGAGGGACCGGACACUGGGCCCUAGACUGCAAGGGACGAGCACCUCCCCCUCCUGUUCCUGACGACCCGCCUGCGGAAGAGGAGCCGUUUGAACUGCCAACUCUGGAGGAGGUAGCCAGGGCGACAGGAACACUGCAGCCUCAGCCGCUGGUGGCAUCUCACAGUAUCGAUGAGGAGCAGCCGUACCAAGGAAAGGACGUGGACAGUCACCAUAAAGACGAGGUGCUGCUGAAUGUGAUUCGCCCUGACUAUGAGCGCCCUGCUCCUCCACCACCGAUGGAACCUCUUUAUCAUCUCAAAGAAGAUGGAAAAGUGCAGGCAACACCUGCUGAGGUUUAUGCCGCUCUGACAGACCUUGGCUAUCAGUCAUUUAGACCAGGACAAGAGGAAGCUAUCAUGAGGAUCCUGUCAGGUCUCUCUACCCUUGUAGUGUUGUCAACAGGGAUGGGUAAAUCGCUGUGCUAUCAGCUCCCAGCGUACCUGUACGCUCAGCGAUCAACAUGCAUCACUUUGGUCAUUUCACCUCUAGUCUCACUAAUGGAUGACCAGCUGUCUGGGCUGCCAGCCAACCUGAAGGCAGCCUGCAUCCACUCCAACAUGACGAUGAAACAGAGAGAAGCUGCAAUAGAAAAGGUGAAGUCAGGCCAGGUGUGUGUGCUGCUCCUCUCUCCAGAGGCUCUGGUUGGCGGCGGCGGUUCAGGUUCAGGGUGUCUGCCCUCUGCUCAGGAGCUCCCUCCUGUGGCCUUUGCCUGUAUAGACGAAGCUCAUUGUGUCUCAGAGUGGUCACACAACUUCAGACCGUGCUACCUCAGACUCUGUAAGGUACUAAGGGAGCGUUUAGGAGUGCAGUGUUUGCUGGGACUCACUGCUACAGCCACACUGUCCACUGCUCUGGACAUCGCGCGUCACCUGGACAUCACUGAUCAAGAAGGCAUCGCAGUACGAUCUGCAGCAGUGCCUCCUAACCUGCAUCUGUCUGUGUCCAUGGAUAGAGAAAAGGAUCAGGCUUUAGUAUCCUUGUUGAAAGGCGAUCGUUUUGGUUGUCUGGACUCCGUCAUCGUCUACUGCACCAGAAGAGAGGAGACCACUCGUGUGGCAGCACUGCUCAGGACUUGCCUACAGGGGGUGCUGGUGAAGGAAAACAAACAAACCAACAGCUGCAGUCAGGCACAAAACAACCCUGUUGGACAGAGAAAGAAAGAGCUGGCAAGGAAGAAGAUUCGUAAACCUCUGAAAUGGCAGGCAGAGUCCUACCACGCUGGUUUGUCUGCUUCAGAGCGCCGUCGUGUCCAGAACAACUUCAUGUGCGGCGAGCUCAGAAUAGUUGUGGCCACUGUGGCGUUUGGCAUGGGCCUCGAUAAAUCUGAUGUCCGUGGUAUCGUCCACUACAACAUGCCUAAAAGCUUUGAGAGUUACGUUCAGGAGAUUGGGAGGGCAGGAAGAGAUGGAGAACCAGCACACUGUCACCUCUUUCUGGACCCUGAGGGUGUUGACCUCCAUGAGCUCCGUCGUCAUAUUUAUGCAGACACAGUGGACUACUACAUAGUAAAGAAACUGGUCCAGAAAGUUUUCCCUCCGUGCAAAUGUAAACAGAUACACCAGAAACAACAGGAUCUUGUAAAGGAUGUUGAAGAUUCAGAGCUGCUGGAAAUGAUGGAUGUGAUGUGUAAUCAGGAGAGCAGCCUGAACCCUCCUGCUCAGCCGAACAGAGUGCAUACAGACAUACCUGUACAGUCUACUGCACAGGAGACGUCACAUACCGAUGCAGCGGGGCUACCCCUCCAAGAACAUAAAGAUGAAGGAAAAGAAAAGCAGGAGGAGAAGAAAGAGGAGCAGACAGUUGAACACAAGGAAGCUGAUGGUUCGACGAAGCACAAGGAUAUGGGAGUGAAAGGAGCUGGUGAUUGGCUUAGGGAGCAGGAGGAGGAGAACAGUGAUUGGCCCACAGAGCGAGUGUGUCACACACACGAAAGAGCAAUUCCCAUCCAACAAACUGUUGAGACUCUGGACAUCACAGAGGAAGGUGUAGAGACGCUACUCUGCUACCUGGAGCUGCACCCCCAGCGCUUUGUGGAACUUCUCCACCCCACACUGUCCGUGUGUAACAUCAGCUGCUACGAUGGACCAAGACAACUCCAGAAAAUAACUAAAAUUUGCCCUCCAGUUGCUGUGGUGUUGGCUAGAAGGCGAAUGGCAGGUGAGCGAGUGGAGACAUGCGAUCAACUGGAGUUUGAUGUUGUCGAGGUUGCGGACACUAUGGGAUGGCAGCUUCCUCUUGUAAAGAGAGGACUCAGACAGCUGCAGUGGAGCACUGGUAGAGCUGGCGGUCGGAGCGGUGUCCAGGUUGAAUUCUCCUCUUUAUCUUUCUACUUCCGUUCCUAUGGCGACCUCAGCGAUGAGGAGAUGGACAGAGUUUGUCAGUUCCUCCAUAAUCGAGUGCAGAACCAAGAGAGAACACAGCUGUACCAGCUGACAGCCUGCUUCAAGGCCUUCAAGAGUGUUGCAUUCCCCAGUGUAUUGUCCUGUGUUGACGAUUUGGAUGAGAGUCGCAGUAUCCACCUGAAAAGCCUCCUCUCCGAGUAUUUCGACAAAAGGCGAGGCCGAGGCCACACACUCGCACCAGUGGACAUUGAGGAGCUCGACAAAUACAAGUUGUCAGACUGGGAGAGUCAGAUCACAGCGGACAUCAGAAGUUUUCUUGCCAACCGAAGUGAUGAGAAAUUUUCUGGAAGGGCUAUUGCUAGAAUUUUGCAUGGCAUAGGCAGUCCUUGUUAUCCUGCUCAAAUCUAUGGCAGAGACAGACGCUACUGGAGGAAGUACAUCCAGUUUGACUUCAACCAGCUCAUCAGACUGGCCACUCAGGAGAUCAUUCGCUUUAAGUGACCGACCAAACUGUAUAUGUACAUACAGCGGCAUGCACGUGCAUAGGUCUGCACUCAUGCACCAUUUAUUAACUCGCACUGGUUUUGAUGGAUUUGGCCAGAAACACCUGUUUUUGUUGACUUUUAUUCUAUCAUGUAGAAUUAGUUAAUCUGUUUUCUUCAGCGUAAAGUUUGUAUACGUCGUAGACUGUAAUUAAAUAAAAUAUUUGUAUUUUUCUA
Molecule: messenger RNA, 5384 nt
Organism: Micropterus salmoides (largemouth bass)
Lineage: Eukaryota; Metazoa; Chordata; Actinopteri; Centrarchiformes; Centrarchidae
Gene: recql4
Product: RecQ helicase-like 4
Exons: 28
Coding region: 328-5166 (1612 amino acids)
Biological process (GO): DNA replication; double-strand break repair via homologous recombination; telomere maintenance
Cellular component (GO): nucleus; cytoplasm; chromosome
Molecular function (GO): zinc ion binding; four-way junction helicase activity; 3'-5' DNA helicase activity
Source: RefSeq, a predicted model, not a curated record